AUGGAGGCAAUUCCCAUUCGCAUUGCCGAUCGCCCUCGACAGCGCAUCUUCGUCGCUCGGUCACCCUCUGCUGGGACCACAGUCACGGGACGAUCUCGUUUGUCGGAUGGCUCGGAGUCUGCACCUCACGGACUCAAACUUCUGCCUAUUCAGGGCUUAAGCAACUUGGGCAUCAAGCAGACCAUGACAUUCACGUCGACAUCAGCAGCUCAAGCCAACUCUGCCUCCGACCAUCUCAAGACUGGGGCGAUGAUCACGCCGAUCCGCUCUCCGUUAUCCAGCACCCUUGAAUCGUUUCGAAGACUCACGUCUCACGGCAGAUGCUUGCGACGCAACGGGGCUGGCGAGUCGAAGUGGCACUUGGGCUUGCCACGCAGUCACGUGACCUGCUCGGAGGCUUCAACGACGCCUUCAACGACGGCUUCAUCCAUCUCGGGGCUGUACAGCGAGGCGCCACGACGAAGACCAUCGAGGAGAAUUGCCUUGUCCAGAGCCAUGAAUAAGUCCGUCUGCAUCUCCAGCACCGCCGGCUCUGAGAGUCGUCAUCCGGUUGCCGUCAGUUGCUAUAGUCCUAGAAAUUAG
Molecule: messenger RNA, 582 nt
Organism: Protopolystoma xenopodis
Lineage: Eukaryota; Metazoa; Platyhelminthes; Monogenea; Polystomatidea; Polystomatidae
Source: the annotation of a GenBank genome assembly